AUGCUGAGCUCCAAGAUCCUCACUGUCUUCGCUCUAGCGACGCUUGCGGCUGCUGACGACUACACCACCGACGACUACGACCAAGGCAGCACCUACACUGACGAAGGCAGUAGCUACACUGACGAAGGCAGUACCUACACUGACGAAGGCAGUAGCUACACUGACGAAGGUACCAGCUACGGUAGCGGUAGCUUCGACUACAGCGCGCUGCCGGCGUACACGUACACGUUCGACCCGGAGUACUCGGCCGGCGUUAGUGGCACCAUUAACGUGCAAUAUGGCGGUCCAUUCUCCACGUUCGCCGUGAUAUCAGCCGAUCUGGACUUCGGCGACGUGGAUCAAAGCGAGAUCAUGGCGUUCGACGGCAACUGCACCGAGGAGGUGACCGAGUACAAGUGGCACAUCCACGUCAAGUGGCCGCACGACUACGACUCCGAGUCCUUCGAGCAGUGCGGACUGGCGAUCACGGGAAACCACUACGACCCGCUCAAGGCGUGUGGCCCCAACUCGGAGUUCGUCGGCACGGAAGAAUGUUUACUCAAGAAACCGGAAUACAACUGCAAUCCGGACGAAUACGCCAGAGACCCACUGGUCUGCGAGAAGGGCGAUCUGGCUGGCAAGUUUGGAGACUUCAAGCUGGACGACAGCAAGAAGGUGAGCGAAGAGUACUUCGACCUCAACUACCCGCUGCCGGAGGAAAACACGCCCGAGUGGAAUAUGAUCCUCCACGCUGUGUGCGGCAAAGUCACUCCUCGUAUCGCCUGUGCUGUGGGCAAGCAGACGUCGGGUUGGAGCUCGCUCUCGGGCUCGUACUACAAGUAAGCCGAACUCCGUCGGCCAGCUUGAGCUUGAUGCAUAUUACCAACGUGCAACCUAGUAUUAGCGCACAAUAUUCGAUGUGCUCAGGGUUCUUUGCUACCUUGAGGCAACUUUAUCAAUUCGUUUUACCACAUUACCUUGCU
Molecule: messenger RNA, 962 nt
Organism: Phytophthora nicotianae INRA-310
Lineage: Eukaryota; Oomycota; Peronosporomycetes; Peronosporales; Peronosporaceae
Exons: 1
Coding region: 1-822 (273 amino acids)
Biological process (GO): superoxide metabolic process
Molecular function (GO): metal ion binding
Source: RefSeq, a predicted model, not a curated record